UUGAAAAGGGUCCUUCUCAUUUGUGUGAGUCAUGCUUUUGCUGUGAGCGAGUUGGCAGCUCUAAGCAGGACUGGGAUCUCUGUCAUAGAAAACUGUUACUUCACCCAACCUUAACGUGGAACCAUAAGAAAUUUCUUAAAUAUAUCUUUUUUUUUUUUUUUUGUUCUUCCUUAUACUCCGUGCUUUUUUACCCCCAAAUCUUGUUAUCUGUCCGUGUUGCUAUGAAUCGCCUGCUAUGUUAGCACAGGCAUCUCCUGCGUUGGCAUCAGAUUUGCCAGAACAUAUGCAGGAAACUAGAUAGAAGGGCAUGCUUCAACGUACCAAGUACAACCGCUUCAGGAAUGAUUCGGUGACAUCAGUUGAUGAUCUUAUUCACAAUUUGUCCAUGAACAGCAAGGUCUCAGCAGUUGCUACGACUUCAACAGCACCUUCCUACCUGGUCUCGCCAGAGGUUCUUCGCAAGGACCAAGAAGAUGGACCCACCACCCUGUGUACCCUCAUCCAUAAAGUGUCCCACUUGAAACUCUCUCAUACAGGCAGCCUUUUGGGUAUCAAAAACCUGUCCUCUGCAGUAAGGGAGCUUGCUGUCUCCAAGUUGCAGGGAAACUCGAGUGCUUCUAGCUCAGCAGCAGGAGCUUCAGACAACACAUGUAACCUUGUCUCUGCUACUUCGUGUUCUCAGCAGGACGUGAGCAAGAUGAGUAUGGGGAAAAAAACACCGUCAGAGGAAAUGCACCCGGCAGGUGAAGACUGGAAUCAAAGUAGCAGCUUUGUCAAUAAACCCUCUCGAGGAUGGCUGCACUCGAGUGAGAAGAUCCUGGGACCUGGUGUGACGUACAUUGUGAAGUACUUGGGGUGCAUAGAAGUCUUACGCUCAAUGAGAUCUCUUGACUUCAAUACAAGAACACAGAUUACAAGGGAAGCAAUCAGUCGUGUUUGUGAAGCUGUGCCUGGUGCCAAAGGAGCCUUCAAGAAACGAAAGCCACCAAGCAAAGUUCUUUCUAGCAUCUUGGGAAAAAGCAAUCUUCAGUUUGCAGGAAUGAGCAUAAUGCUGAAUAUCUCCACCACCAGCUUAAACCUAAUGACUCCUGAUACAAAGCAGAUCAUAGCAAAUCACCAUAUGCAAUCUAUCUCCUUCGCAUCCGGAGGUGAUCCUGAUACAACUGACUAUGUUGCAUAUGUAGCUAAGGAUCCUGUUAAUCGGAGAGCUUGUCAUAUACUGGAAUGCUGUGAUGGCCUUGCCCAGGAUGUCAUCAGCACCAUAGGGCAGGCAUUUGAGCUUCGAUUUAAGCAAUACUUAAGGUGCCCCUCUAAGAUACCUACUUUCCACGAUAGGGUGCAGAGUUUUGAUGAGUCAUGGAUGGAGGAAGAGAGUGAGGCAGCAGAACAUCCCUAUUACAACAACAUCCCAAAUAAAAUGCCCCCUCCUGGUGGCUUCAUUGAUGCCAGACUCAAAGCAAGGAUUCCCACUGCUGCAGACACAGCUCAGUCUGCAGCAGGAGUGGGAAGAGAGCGGAUCUAUUACCAGAGUCGUCACUUAGGAGACAAAUUCAAUGAAGACUGGCAUCAUGAACCUGUUAAGCAAGGAUCUCUGGAUAUUUAUAGUGUGCCGGAAGGGAGAUCACAAGUAACUUCAACAGCAGAGAUGCCAACUUAUGUGAACACCCAGCAUAUAAAUAUGGAAGCUCUAUUGGCACUUCAGGCAGAUGCUGAAAGUACCUUCAGUGGAAACGCAAAUAAUACCAAAGAGAGUAGCCCAGAAAAGGAUCUAUUUGACAUGAAACCAUUUGAAGAUGCCCUUAAGAACCAGACGCCUGAGCCUGUGUUGAAUAAAUCCACUUCCGUUGAAUGUACUAGUCCUCUUUUAUCCAGAGCUGCUGACUGGACUACAAUGGAAGAGCUAAGUACAGAGCCAUGGUAUCAAGGAGAGAUGAGCAGGAAAGACGCAGAACAGCUGUUAAAGAAAUGUGGAGAUUUCCUUGUGAGAAAAAGUACCACAAAUCCAGGUUCCUAUGUGCUGACAGGCAUGCAAAAUGGACAAGCCAAGCAUCUUCUUUUGGUGGAUCCAGAAGGAACCGUUCGUACAAAAGACCGCGUCUUUGACAGCAUAAGUCAUCUCAUCAAUCAUCACCUUGAGAAUAAUUUGCCAAUAGUUUCUUCUGGGAGUGAACUCUGCUUGCAGCAGCCUGCUGAGAGGAAACACUGACUCCAGAUAACUCUUAGUUUUUGUAACUUGCAAGUUUUUGUAACUUGCAAGUUAUAACUUGUGGAAAUUGCAGAUCUGAAAACAUGUAUAAAAAAAAAAAAUGGAAAGAAAAGAAAAAAAAUAACACACAAAGCAAACAACAACAACAAAAACACACACACACACACACCAUAUUCCCAUAUGUUUCACCAGUAUAUUUUCUUUAGGUUUAAGAAGUUCUAUUUCACACAGUUUACUUGAAAAUUCUCAAUGCUUUAUGUGGACUUGAAGUCACAACAGAAGGUUUUCUUAAAAAUUAAUUUAAAUAAAAUUGUUCUGAUCCUCAAUUGUGAAUAUUGGUAGUGUAUAUAUACACACACAUAAUAUAUAAAUACAGUAUAUAUUUAUAUUUUUCAAGUCAGUCUGUUGAUGGUAUAGAACUAAUCUUCUGUGCCAUGUGUUUUUAACAGAAGAAAAAUGCCAAUUGUGAUUGUUCAAAUAAAAAUAGAAUACAGCAGUCUCAAUUUUUGAGAGAGCAAAUAUCGGGCAUCUUAUUUAUGAUUUUAUGUAAGAAGCACAAUAAUGGGGAUUACAGUUGGAACAUGUAUCUUAAGUACCUUGGAAAGAGACUGAAUUGAGCAACAUGAAUUCCAACUCAGAAAUUUAGCAUAAAAGGAUUUUUUUAAAGUGUUAUUCAGUGUCAUAGAUAUCAAAAGCAUUUUCUUUCUGAUGUCAAGUCUGAAUUCCUAUAUGAUAUUACUCAAAGCAUUUGUAUCUUGCUUUAACAAUGAUUUGGUGUGAUCUCGCUGUGUAAAAGGUGUAUGCAUUUGAUUUUUCUAAUGAUAAUACAACAAUAUUCUGCAACUUCAAUUUGUUAAUUUGAAUGGUAAGAUUAUUUAUAAAUAGUUCUCUGGUUAUGGUGAAGAUCUAGGUGUCCUUGACUAUCAGUUUCCAGUGAAAUGUUAUAUACUGAUUAGGCAGUUUCAAUAACUUGUAAUUAGUAAAUUUAAUGCAAGACUUCUGUGGCUGGUUAAAGACAUAUCUGAAAAAUCUUUUAGUCUUAUGGAUAGUGAAAACUAUUAUGACUCAGUGAUCAGUUUUGCAAAUGGUGUCAUUUGCAUUUAUCUAGUUAUUAGGUGCCUCUUCCCAAAGUAUAACUUGAUUUUGACCUUCAGCAAGAGAUAGGUAUUGCAAAUAUACAGCUUUUAUCUAAAUAUGAAGUUAGAAAUAUACACUAAAGAUGCGUUUCUGACAGAUGUUUCUUUGUCUUUUGGUAUUGGGAAUUGUUUUAGUGAAGGUCUGUACUGUUCAAACAAAAGUACUAUAUUAAUUUUUUUUCAUGUUUUAUGAGCCUUAGUUCUUAUUUAUGUAAAAUUAUCAAGACAAAUUCAAUAGACACUGUUCCUGUAAUGGCUAAGUUUGGGACAGAGCUAUGAUUUAGCUGUCAGCAUUCAAAGGUCUUCUCUAGCAGAAGCAUCUCAAAUCAAAUCAUCAGACUUGAUUUACAGUGGCCAAAAGUUGGCAGGCUAAGUCUAGGUUAAACACCUGCCUGUCCUCAAGUAGUCAGUUAGAUUUGUUUUUAAGAUUUUUUUUUUAAGUUUAAGAAUUUUUUUAAUUAAGACCAAACUGCUUGAAGGAUUCACUUAGAAUUCAUUCAGAUAGAAUCACUACGUAAGUGAGAAAAAAAAAAAAAAAAGAAAAAAAGGAAAAUCUUGUACCUAUUUCUUGUACCUCAUGCUUUGAAAUAUGGUCAAAUUGCAACUUUGAAAGACUUUUAUUUUGGUUGUUCUCAAGAACUAAAAUUAUUAAGGUACCUAAGACUAUCAUGUGACCCAUGAAAUAAAAAUACAUUUGAUUAUGUAAUCAAAACAUUCUGAAACCAAAUGAAGACAUUUAGUGAACCAAAUGCUUCUGAUUCAUUUUGUUGCAGAUAGUUAUUAUCUGAUGUUUCUAGGUCUGGAUGUGAGCUGAAAGGAAAGGAAAGAAAGUAAAUACUGCUUUGCAAAUUACCAUGACACUUAAAGUCUUCAAAUAUUUAAUUCUUAAAAUAUGUUUUUUCCUUUUACCAAGUUGGAAUUUGCAAGGAAAGUGAAAAGAUCUUAUAGCCAAAGUAGUACCAAUCAGACUGAUUUUUUUUAAGAGUAUCUGUUCUUACCAUAUUGCCCAUUGAAGUAUCUUUGUUGUCUCCUUUUUCAUCGUAUGUAACACUUGUCAUUCCGGUCUCCCACUUUCCUACAGACAUGUCCUGGAAUGUUUUUAGUAUGAUAUCAAUAACUGUAACAAAAGGCCUCUUUUGUACUUCAAAUAUGAUUGUGUAUCACUUCCGCAAUAGUCAGGUGCCUAACUUCUUAACCUGCCUUCAAAAAUCCCACCUGCUGCCUAUCUCUGUCUUGGAUUCUUAAGUAUCCUGCCAGUGCAUGCUGGGAAAAAUAUGGCAAGAUACAGAUGUAUGAAUGAAGGCACAAAACAUCCACUGAAAUAAGCAGAUACUUUUUUUUCCUUUUUUUUUCCUUUUUUUUUUCUUUUUUUUCUUUUUUUUUUUUUUUUCUUUUUUAACCAUUACCCCAGCUCUAGCUUUAAUAGUUUAGCAGCCAAAUAGCUGCAUAAUUUGGAAAUUAAAGUUGAUGGUAAGGAGACUUGAUAAAGCUUGCCAGAAACAUCAGUAGCUGUUCCCCAAACUACAUUUCACAAACUCUGCCUUCAAGAAAAUGUGUUUGUUUUAAGCUUCUCUUCCAGCACAUCCCACUACCGAGCUUAUCCACUGAUAACGCAAUGGUUACAGGCAGCUAGAUAAUAUGUACUUUGGUCUUUGGUGGUGGUUUGGGCUUCAACAUUUGGGCUGCAACAAUACUCCACUGCCAUAAUGGCCUGGGAGAUCCUGUCUGGCCACAUACAAAGGUCCAGAGCCUUUUCUAAGUCACUGAAACCAAAUGAUCUUGAACCAACCAACAAGGAAGAGCAAGCAUAUGGGCAAAUUAAUGCUCCUUUGGCAGAUCCUACUUUUUGUAAUUGUCAUUCUCAUAGAUUUGGCUUUCCACCUUAUGAGAAUGGUAUAAAAACUGUAUAGCCAUUUCAUUAGCAGGUCCACUACUGUUGUCAUUAGAGUGAAAGAGACAUUUUACAUUGAGCUCAGCAAGAGAGAACUGAACCUGUUAGAAAGUCAUUUCUCCUCAUUUCUGUGAGGAGCCAACACUGCUAGCAAUUUAAGAGACAUAAAGCUAUGGGACCAAUGUUGUGUGAUUGGCUGAAAACUGUACAGUUGACUGCAUAAUAAUUUGAGUUGUUUAAUAUUUGCCUUUGGCUUUGAGUCUCCUUGCCUUUUGGUUUUCUUCUCUUUUAUGCUGUCUCAAGGGCUAUACAUUUACUGGUUUUAAAAAUCUAGUGAUCAUUCAGUAUGAUGACUCAAAGAGCCGGGAUUUAACUGAAAGAACAAAUUUACUACACUCACUAGAAAUCACUGAGAUUAUACAAUAUUCAGUUAUCCUUUUAUAUUUUCCCAGGGAAUAGCUGAGAAGUCAGAAUUGAAACUAUUAUCAGUAAAUCUGAUUAUCUGUUUUGAUUCCAGUUGUAUUGCAACUAUAUGAACUAUGGCUAAUGAAAAUUCAUUAGAUUCCUUUAAACAAGACUGUUAGAAGUAAAACAAAUGCUUCUGAUUGAUUUUAUUAAAGUUCUAUAUUAAUUGUUAGGAUAAUAACAAUUUCAUAAUGCUGAAGCUGAAAGUGAUAGAUUUGAGAGCUGAGGUAUAGUCAUGUUCCCAAAGUUUUAGUUGUUUCAGAUGCUUCACAACCAAUGAAACUCCAAAAGUAGAAAUUGCGAGUUGAAAACAGAAUUACCUUCUGGUUUCAAUGGGCAUUUGCACACUGUGAAGACUUCCAGGCUCCCUUCCUGAACAAAAGAGAAGGAUGUUCAAGUUGGCUAUGCCUAGGUGCAGGAGGAGAUGCAAUCUCCAUGGCCUCUCUGCUCAGGGCUUUGCACAUGAGGUGAGGGUAAAAUGUUAAACUGAAGCUUCCCUUCACUUCAAAUCCUACAGGAUUCCCAAUGGGAGCUGAUGCUAGUUAUAUCAGAUACCUCUCUGUUGUACUGUAUUUGUUCAACAAAAAGCAGAUGACAAAGGACAUAGGCCUAGGACUGGGAUUUGGUUGCAAAAUGUGUGCUGUCAUGUAAAGAAAAAGUUUGUUAAUGGCCUGGUAAAUGUCACCUUUUUGAUAUCCUGGCAUCCCUCUUCUCCUUCACAUAAUAAACUGUUACUAUCUUUGUUCCCAAGAACCACGUUGUGCAGUAAGAGGAGGAGAAUUUAUAAAAUUUAUACCACAGUGCAAUUGUUGCUGACAUAUCAAGUCCCAGAUACAGUAUUCAUUAUAGAACUUAUGCAUAUUUAGAAAUUUGUAAGUAGUAAAUGCUGCAUUUGAAAACUGUAUGAAAUGGUAGAUCCAAGAAUUUUUAUUGUAAACCAUAUUUGCAUUAAGUCUGAGCUGAUGUAAUACAUACACUUCUCUUUUUGUCGUCCAGACAUUUUCAAAGUAUGUCUGUAUAAAAUCUAAAUUGUUUCAUUGUAGUUACUGUCAAAAAUAUGUUGAUCUGCACCGCCUUUUUUCAGCAAAACUAUGAUUGCACCCUCCACAAACCUAUACUGGCUCAAAGCUGUCAAGAUAUGGAAAAAAUCUUACUCAAUGCUCUGUGCUCAGUCACUUAUUCUACCCCCUCACUCAGUGUCUCACCUUGAUCUCAUCAGCAUUGGGUGCAGCUGGAACAUGUGCAGGCCUGUGGAGAAGUAUCACAAAAAACUUGUCUGCAGUUAAAGAGACUUGGAAAAGCCAAAAGGUGAAAAGCUGCCUUGGGAGAGAAAACCCCAGGGUUAAGAAGUGUGAGGUCUGGAAACGUAAGCCAAUAGGCAUAUGAGCCACUAAUGAGAAAAGAAAGCUGCCGCCAAAUUAAAAACAUGCUAAUUGUCUGAUAGGGUUAAGCAGAACCUUGAGGAAGAGAAUUGCAAAAUACUUGUACAAUGCCUAAGAUUCGUCUCUUGUUCAUCUGCAUCCUCCAACAUGAGCAUCAUGUAUGGCUUCCACUGAGAACAGGCAGCAUUAUUUUAUUAUUAUUAUUAUUAUUUUAAUCUCAGUAAGGGAGAUAGAGCUACCGAGCUACAUAUUUUUAGAAAAAGCAUUGUAUAAAGGAAAAGCUAAGUAAAGGGUGCUUAAACCUUGUUUGACACAAGAACAAGCUGUGACAACCAAAAGAAUAAGGAAAUAAAAGCUAGGUGACUCAUUCUGCUACCCCACUUUGAGGGAGCCAGGAAGGAUGACUCAACUAAUGAAGGUAGCCUCAAAUUUUGAGAUUAAGAUGCGCAAUUACAGUUCAUGUAGUUAUCGUGAAGGUCAAAUAACAUAAAGGAUAAAGACAGCUUUCUCCAGCAGGCCUCCUUUUUCUUCAGUGAGGCAAAACUACCAAAACCACCCAGGCAAAUGUUCAUUCAGAAAAGGUGAAAUUUUUCGUAAGUGAAGGAUGUAAAGAUUAUAAUUGGUAGAAGAUAUAUAUUUGUGUCCUUUGUGGCUGGACUGGUGUGAUAACUGCUUCUAAGUAAAGUCCUGCAGAGUUAAACCUCAAAGGAAGCCAGGUUUCUUCUUUUGAGUUAAAUGUUUUUCUUCGCAAUGUGUGGACAGCAACAACAACAAAAAAGUGGCUAUUUUACUGUAAAAGGGAGUCUGACUGUACAUUUGAUAUUUAUUAAUAUUUAUUACUUUUAGAAAUAUUUUUAAUUGAGAAUUGCAGGAAAAAUAAUGUAUGUGGAAAUAUUGUGAUCAUUUAUAUUCCCCCAAACUUUUGUGAAUCUCAAGUUUUUGCUUGUCUGCUGAUUGUGAUAUUCUGGUUAUAGAGGCAAAUUUUGUCUCUGAGAAAGUCUUUGAGCAACAGAAUUUGGAAUAUGUGUCAUGCAGCUGUUUUCUGAUUAUUCAGUUUGUAUGUGAUUAACCAAAGUAAUAAAAUAAUGAGCACUGCUAUCAACUCUAAA
This is a messenger RNA of Anas platyrhynchos (mallard), 8189 nucleotides long. It is a transcript of the gene SHC3, whose product is annotated as SHC adaptor protein 3. Gene Ontology annotation, molecular function: receptor tyrosine kinase binding. Gene Ontology annotation, biological process: intracellular signal transduction; cell surface receptor protein tyrosine kinase signaling pathway. NCBI's taxonomy places the organism in Eukaryota, Metazoa, Chordata, Aves, Anseriformes, Anatidae. The record is from RefSeq and is a predicted model, not a curated record. Gene Ontology annotation, cellular component: plasma membrane.